Messenger RNA from Petromyzon marinus (sea lamprey), 1928 nucleotides. RefSeq names its product histone H3-like centromeric protein A. Gene Ontology annotation, cellular component: nucleosome. NCBI's taxonomy places the organism in Eukaryota, Metazoa, Chordata, Hyperoartia, Petromyzontiformes, Petromyzontidae. Gene Ontology annotation, molecular function: DNA binding; protein heterodimerization activity; structural constituent of chromatin. The record is from RefSeq and is a predicted model, not a curated record.
CGGUUCCGGUCUGUUGCCGGGGCAACCCCAACGGUCGCGGAAUUUGAAUUUGUGGCGGUGGAGGCUCCACGUGUGACGUCCUCACGCCCCUCACCGCACACAGCAGCGCCGCUCCCUUUAACCCGCAAUCUAAUCAUACACAAUAGAGCUCUCGGCAAACUAGCGAGUGUGUGCGUGGUUGUUUUUCCUUUGUUGUAAAACGCAUCCGUUAUCAUUCACCAGCUUCUCCGUAGAUCGUUUUCUCGUGUUCAAUUCGGGGCCUUUUGACGUUUUUUUACGACCGGGUUUGUUUGUACGUGUUAAAAUUACAAACCGCCAUGCCCCGUAAGAGUACCUCGACGGGCGGCGCCUCCAAGCGUAAACCUCCGGCGCCAAAGCGGAGGCAGCCGCUGCCUGUCGCGGAGUCCCCCGAGCGGAGGGUGCGUGCCAGCCCCUCGUCUUCUGUCGCCCGGCGCCCUGCGAGAGAACACUCUCCAACGAAAAGGAAGCAUCGUUUUCGGCCAGGCUCCAGGGCACUACUCGAGAUCCGCAAGUAUCAGAAAUCCACAGACCUGCUCCUCCGCAAGCUUCCAUUUUCACGUCUGGUUCGUUACGCAUCUACUAAUGGAAUGGGAUCAAUAUGGGUGAGGGAACUGACUAGUCAUCUUACGGUGCAUCCGUUGAAUUGGCAAUCGGUUGCAUUAUUGGCUCUGCAGGAGGCCACGGAGGCAUUCCUCGUGAAGCUGUUUGAAGACUCCAACCUGUGCACCAUCCACGGCAAGCGGGUGACACUCUUCCCACGCGACAUGCAGCUCGCACGACGGAUACGUGGCAUAGAACACUUCUGAGCGGCUGCACUUUUGACAAGGACCUGCAUUUGUUUUGCGUGGCAUGCAUAACACGAACCAGGAAGCAACAUCAGAUGGCAGAGCCGAGCUUUCGAGAACGACAGGGCCAAUCCCAUCAUUGGUGGACGCUGCCUACUCACACAGCAGAACAAGGUUAAGUUUGCUCACCGUUUAUAAAUCGUUCACGGACAGGCGCAGAGGCAGCGUGUGCCGAGGCCCUUCGUUAUAAGCUAAGCAAAAGUGUGGGGAGUUUCCAAUUUAAUCGUGUAGGUCUGGUAUAGAAUAUCGGCAUUUUAAAAGGAUAAUUACAUCCUCAGGUCGUUUUAACCUGUGAAGUGUGUUUUAACUUGUUAAUUUUCAACACUUGGUCCAGAGUGGUUAACUUAUACAAGUCUUUGUAUUAUGAAACAUUUUUAUGUCUUGAUAAAUUGUCGACCCUGUAUAAUUUGUAUUUGUAACCCUGCUAGCAAUGAAUGUAUAUAAAACAAUUCUGCCACGUAAUAAGGACCGUAGGGAUUUUUUUAUGUUAUUGUGACAGAUGGUAGGUAUUUUAAGAAGUUUAUCUGGCUAUAAGCACACUAUAUUUGCAACACAUUCUUGCAUUUCACUUGUGGGAAAUUUUAGGGAAACAGCCGCUACAAGAACGUUGCAUGAGCACAUUUGGACUUUCUCCCAAGCAGGCAGUGUGCUUAUAUCAAACUUGGACUGCAUUCGUGCCUGCAGACCUGGUAGUAGACUGAACACAUUCAUCCAUAAGCCCACUUGUCAGAACCACGCGAGGUAGCGCAUAACUUGUGGUUCCAAUUUCUGUGGCCAAUAAAAUGCGGAUUGUGAUAACCAUCCGAAAUGAGUGGAUUAUCAAAUGACUAUUAGCCAUAUUCAUACAUGGGUACGACUAAAGUUUUAUGACGAGUUUAAACAGAAUUAAUUCAUAGGUUUGGUUACCACACUAAGUUGGUUGUGUCCCUGUGUAGUUUUAAUCUAAGGCAGUUUAGGACAGUAUUUGCCUCCUGGAAACACCAAAUAAAAUACAAAUGUUGGAUACAGCUCCUAAACUAACAAAAAGCCUGGUCAAAGUCUGGCGACAUAUAAAAAUGGUUG